AUUGGAGUAUCUCAUUUAGCUGCCACCCGAUUCACGAAACUUUUGUUGGGUUAUCCAAGUGUCCAACUUGCUGGUCUUGGAGCUCGUGAUAGUUUACGUCUCGAAGCUGGUUUGUGUUUGUAUGGACAUGACAUUGAUGAAACGACAACUCCAAUAGAAGCAGGAUUGUCUUGGACAAUAGGUAAACGUCGUAGAGUGGAAGGUGGAUUCCUUGGAGAUGAACACAUUCUAAAGCAACUUAAUGAUAAAUCACUUGUAAAAAAGCGUCGCAUUGGACUUACUGUAGAAGGUGCACCAGCUCGAGAAAAUGCCGAAAUAUAUAAUGAAGAAGAUCAAUUAGUUGGGAAAGUAACCAGUGGAGGUCCAUCACCAACGUUAGGUAAAAACAUUGCAAUGGGUUACGUAAGAACAGGGUAUAAUACAGCUGGAACUCCUUUAAAAGUUAAAGUACGUGAACGUAUGCAAAAAGCAACUGUUGUUAAGAUGCCAUUUGUUAAACCGAAAUAUUAUAGAGGUGAUGAAACUGUUUAA
This is a messenger RNA of Dentiscutata erythropus, 531 nucleotides long. The record is from the annotation of a GenBank genome assembly. Lineage: Eukaryota; Fungi; Glomeromycota; Glomeromycetes; Diversisporales; Gigasporaceae.